Messenger RNA from Ambispora leptoticha, 1731 nucleotides. NCBI's taxonomy places the organism in Eukaryota, Fungi, Glomeromycota, Glomeromycetes, Archaeosporales, Ambisporaceae. The record is from the annotation of a GenBank genome assembly.
AUGCGGAUUCUCACCUGGAAUGUAAAUGGAUUACGAUCAUUGGUCAAAUAUUCUCCUUGGUGCGAACAUAAGGACUACAAGGCUAUUUUGGAUGCAUUAGACGCGGAGAUAAUCUGUCUUCAAGAAACAAAACUUACGCCAGAUAGGCUAGACCCAUCAAUUGCUUUAGUAGAUGGCUACGAUGCAUAUUUCUCAAUGACACAAAAUAAAACAGGGUACUCUGGCGUUGCCACCUAUAUCAAAACGAGUAGUAUAGUAGGACCAUUUGAAGCUGAAGAAGGAAUCACUGGAGUUCUUUCCCAGAAUCGAACAGCAACGGCGCGAAAUAAUGAACAGAGAGAGAUAAUAGGAGGACACUUUUCAACAGAAUUUUCGAAUAGUGAAUUGUUGGAGCUUGACGCAGAAGGAAGAUGCAUCAUCCUCGAUUUCGGAUUGUUUAUUCUGUUUAAUGUAUAUUGUCCGCAUGAGUCUAACACUGAACGAUUACCUUUCAAACUGAAGUUCCAUAAAGUGUUGCAAUCACGCGUUGAAUCACUACUUAAAAGUGGAAAAAAUGUUAUUGUGAUUGGUGAUAUUAAUGUUACCCAUUUGGAAAUUGAUCAUUGUGAUCCGCAGAAAGCUGUGAGAGAGCAGAAGUUGAAGUCGUUUACUGAUCACCCGGCACGAAGGUGGUUUGAUGGUUUUUUGGCGCCGAAAGGUUGGAAUACUGUAAUUGAUGCGAGACCUGUAAAUUAUGGCACCCGCCUAGAUUACAUACUAUCAAGCCAAGAAUUAUUACCCUGGGUCAAACUAUGUGACAUUCAACCACACAUAAUGGGAUCCGAUCAUUGUCCGGUGAUAAUUGAAUUAUUUGACGAGAUUAAAGAUGGUGAACUGACAAUUAAACUAUUGGAUGAAAUGGAAAGAUUAAAAACUAAUAAAGGAACUGGAAAACCUAGUCUUUGUGCAAGAUUUCUGCCUCAGUUCUCGGGAAAAUUUUCACUUCAAAAUUAUUUUCAGAGAGCAAGUGACUUGAAUAGCAAAUUGGAGAAUCCCGGUGACUUGAAUAUUAGUUUAAAUUCUGUAAGAAGUGAAAAGGCAAUUUCGUCGUCACCAUCAUUAUCAGCACCACGUAAGUUCGUCGCUAGUAAAAGUGGGUCAUCAAAAAAGUCCAAGACUGGUAAUAGUAGCAAAAGUAGUGUGACAAAAUCUAAAAAACCAGAUAAUACGUCAUCAUCAGGACAACGUACUUUAGUUUCCUUUUUCAAGAGUGCUUCAUCUUCGUCAGAAGAUUCUGUUCUGUCUGCCGAGACAGAUCGAAAAAUCGACGCAGAUCUAGAUACAGAAAUUCAAAAUUUCACAGAACUCUACGAUGCAACAGUUGUCGAUGCUGAGACAUCUGAAAAACAAGAAAAUACAACAUCGACUGGAAGGGAGGAAUCAUCUAAUUCAAGAGCAUCUACACAAAAUUCACAAGUGCAGUCUCAAUGGAUGGCGUUGUUCACUCCGCCUCCUAUACCAAACUGCAUGGCUCAUGGAGAAAAGUGUAAAGAAUAUCGAGUGAAUAAGUCUGGACCGAAUCAUGGUCGAAAGUUUUAUAUGUGCUCGCGACCAGUAGGUCCUUCACCAGAUGACCGUUGUGACUUUUUCGAAUGGGCAAAACCAGUCAAGUCAUCAUCAAAGAGAAAUAACGAAGAAAUAAACAACGCCAAUAAGUCAAAGGAAUCACCGAAAAAAAGAAAAAUAAAAUAA